Molecule: messenger RNA, 711 nt
Organism: Nematolebias whitei (Rio pearlfish)
Lineage: Eukaryota; Metazoa; Chordata; Actinopteri; Cyprinodontiformes; Rivulidae
Product: transmembrane protein 42
Exons: 3
Coding region: 105-575 (156 amino acids)
Source: RefSeq, a predicted model, not a curated record
CGACAUCCAGGCAGCGGAACCAGGACCUCCAGCAGCAGUCAUGUAAGAACAAACCCGAAACAAAAUGGAGUAGAGGAUAAUGUGCCUCGGCAGCUGUCGCCAUCAUGUUCCCGGGAGUCUUCUAUGCAUUGCUGGCGGGUUUCCUCGGAGCCGUGGCGUCGUCGUCGGCCAAACUGUCCCUCGGAGCCGACUACCUGAAGGGGGUCUGUGAAACCGGACUCCGGACGUGGGGGGAGCAGAGGAAAUUCAGACAAGAGGACGAAACUACAGCCUGCGACCGGCUCCACAUCCCUCUGAGGCUGCUGUGUGGCGGACUUCUUUUCACCUGCAACGCUGUGAUGUGGACCUUCCUCGCCAAAGCUCUCAGGUACUCCUCUUCCUCCACCCGGACCACUGUGACCACCACUGCCUCCAACUUCAUAUCUUCCGCUUUCCUGGGCCAGCUGCUCUUCGGGGAGCCCCAGAUAACACUGUGGUGGGUUGGGAUCUCUCUGACCUUCUCUGGUCUCUUGGUCCUGCAGAGGGUUUCGCCGCAGGAUCGACGCCAGAACGCAGUCCAUGCAAAGGACGAAUAACUCGUCUCCUUGUGUCGCGCUUCGGCUAGCACCUCCUCUGAUUUCACACGGAGCCAAAAACGAGUAAAAUCUGAAAACAGCCGCUGAGUGUAAUACGAUAAGCUCUUAACUCUGCGGCGAAAGAACAAAAUUAAUU